ACCGGCUGUUGUAAGUCAGUUGGCCAGGCGGUUCAUAUCCGAAAUUGGCUUAGAAACCCCAAAAGAAAAAAAAACGAAAAUGAUCUACUCGGACAAUUGCUGUUGCUGUGUGGACCUGAAGUGUGGAUGCAUCCUGAUAGCCAUCGUUGAGGUGCUAAUCCGUGGACUGGAUCGCUUCUUUGUUGAUCGUGACAGCCUGCUGGGACUUUUUUCCCUUGUGGUGAGCGGUAUCUACGUUAUCUGCUGCAUCUUCCUACUGCUUGGAGCAGUUCUGGGCCUGAGAUAUUUUCUGUUGCCUUACCUCUCAGUUUCCUGCCUCCGGUUCUUCAUUUUAGUUGCCGAGGGCGUGUUUGUGGCCACAGAAGGUAUCAUGAAUGAAUAUCUAGUCUUCGAUAUUCUUCAAUCCCUUCUAGGCUUGUACUUUUGGCUGGUGGUCUACUCCUAUUAUGAUCGCUUAAAGGACGCAUGAGCUUGUAAAUUUUACAGUAUUUUGUUAAAUGUUGUUCCUUUUAAAAUUCAUUCUUUCAAUGUUAAAUCAUUUGGAUGUAAAAUAAAGUAAUGUAAA
Drosophila sechellia is the source of this 565-nucleotide messenger RNA. RefSeq lists its product as uncharacterized. The coding region runs from base 80 to 469 and encodes 129 amino acids. NCBI's taxonomy places the organism in Eukaryota, Metazoa, Arthropoda, Insecta, Diptera, Drosophilidae. The record is from RefSeq and is a predicted model, not a curated record. The transcript is spliced from 4 exons.